Messenger RNA from Trypanosoma conorhini, 324 nucleotides. RefSeq lists its product as uncharacterized. The record is from RefSeq and is a predicted model, not a curated record. The transcript has a single exon. NCBI's taxonomy places the organism in Eukaryota, Euglenozoa, Kinetoplastea, Trypanosomatida, Trypanosomatidae. The coding region runs from base 1 to 324 and encodes 107 amino acids.
AUGCGUGGGGUGUGCAGCAUCAAAAGGAGAGAGCGAGGAAAGAGUCGACCGAGAGGCAAAAAUCCCCCGCCUCCUCAUCGUCGUCAACAGCGAAACGGAGAGGCGAAGGCGCGACGUUGGCGCAGCGGAAUAUUGCAGCCACUGAGGCACGACCCACGCGCCCUCGCCUCGCUGAAUGCCCUCACACGCCCAUGGGCGCUGGGGAAGCGGAGGUUCUUCUCCAUGUCGGUGCACGCCCGUCAUCGCCAACGCCGUUUUGUCGCUGCUGCUGCUGUUGCCGCCGUCGAGGGUCAGGCUGCAAAGGCGCAGGAUGCACGCAGAUGA